Messenger RNA from Spirodela intermedia, 6983 nucleotides. Lineage: Eukaryota; Viridiplantae; Streptophyta; Magnoliopsida; Alismatales; Araceae. The record is from the annotation of a GenBank genome assembly.
AUGUCCGUCUCCUCCACGGGGGUCGCCGUGGUGCAGGAAGGGCCCUCCCAGCCAUGUCCUUCGGAGGUCUCCGCAGGGAAUAGCCUGGCGUCGGGCUCCGGACUCACCCGGACCGUCCCCUUCUCUUCAGGGAACCCUAGAAUUGAAGAAACCAGGGGUAUCGUACACCUAUAUCCUGAAGAAACCUCCUCGCCUUCCGGUCUCCCUGUAUAAUCUUUUCCCUGUUUCAAUUCGUAAGUACGAUUUGGUUGUAACAAUGACGCGACCUAAUGUCCUCCGUUGUGUUGACAGAUCAGGAGGAAACCGCUCGUUUAUGUUUUGGACGUUCCGAAUCACAUGACCUAUGCCGAUUUCUGCCAGUUCUGCGGUUCCUUCAUUGAACACGUCCUCGAGAUGCGAGUCGUCAGGUAGUAUUCACCGGAGACCUUUAAUUUUCUUAUAAUGUCUUCCUCCUACGAUUGGCUCUGCCUCGGCUUCUGGUAACCAAAUUGUGUCUGCACUGGAGUGACGGAUCUGAAUUUGUAUGCAGAAACGACGGAGCUGAAGAUCGGUACGGCGUUUUGAUGAGGUUUGACAACCAGACAUCCGCCGAUGAUUUUUAUCACCAUUUCAACGGGAAACAUUUUUCUUCUUUAGAGGUUUGUCGUUUACUUUUUGUGAUUUCUCUAAAUGCUUGCCAAAUGAUCUGAAUUAAUAUUAUAUUUUGCAAUGAUCUGUAACAGGCAGAUGUUUGCCACAUCCUUUAUACAGUUGACGUACAAUAUACAGGGUCGAUUGAACAUGCACAGAGCUCAACUAUCUCUGCGGAGCAGGCUACUUGUCCAGUCUGCCUUGGUUAGUUGACAGAUUACGACUCAGAAUCUCUUUCUUCUUUAUGCCAUCGUUGCCAUAGGCUUCCAUAUCUUAGUUUUACUGCAAUUACGGUAAAUAAAUAGGGGAUAAUUCUGGGUAACUCUAGGCAAAUGAGAGGUCGAAAUAAAGAAGCAAGUCAAUUUUUUUUCUUACGGCAAGAUGCUACAGUACAUUGUAUUAUCUCCUUGAGACUCGAAGACCUACUUGACUGAUUUAGAAUGUGUAGAGACUUAUUGAGCUCAGCUAUUAUUGCAACUUCAGCAGGAUCAAUCUAUUUUCCCCUGAAUUAUGGUGGAUGUAAAGCAGGAGUUUAUGGUCGUCCACUUUAUGUUCUACUCUGCCCAUCUUUUGUGCACCCUGGCAUAGCAGCGUCAGUGCGUGGUACCCAGAAUUUAUUCGUUCUUAUGCAGAUAUUAAUUCUUGAUCAGUGGUUCCGCAACUGGAGGACGUUUGAUGACCCCCUGGCCCUUACAUGGUUGACUGGAGACGUGGUGAUGAUGAAAACUAAAGGAAAACUUUUUCAGGACGUUUGGAUGAUAUUAUGUCCUGUGUUUAUAAAUGAGGCUAAUCAUGAAAAAUAUAUGGUUGUUUUUUUUGGCGUUGGAUAUAAAUGCUUCAUUUUUACUGGAGAUCAGAGUUAAUAUCUUAGGUUUCCCAGGGGUGGACUGGGGCCGUCAAAAAGUGGAAAAUUGGUUUUUUAAAAUCUACAAUUCCUUGUUCUAGAGAGUCAACGUUUUCGGAAGUAGUGGUGCCGGUGAUGGUCAAUGUUUGGCAACCAUAGAGUCAAUAGAAAUAAGUAUAUUACGAGUAUGAUGGAUGUGUGUGACAUUGAAUUUAUACAUGAUUUCGAAUCUAUGUUCGGGUUCAUAUUAAUUCAUUUUAGUUGCAUUGGAAGUUCUUUAUGAAUCCUAAAUCUAGAUUUGUUCUGAAACCGGUUUUAAUGAUUCAACUGGUCGAUACAGAUUCAAAUUGUGGGAGAUGAUGGGCAGUGACAUCCAGAGGAUUUGCUGAGAUGAAGAGCUCUAAGAUCACUAAGGCAGCUGAACAAACUACGUUUUACAUUUAAAUAUAAUAGCUUGGUGAAAUCUGAAUGAUUAUACCUUGUUGUGCUCUUAAAGAAUUUAGGUGCAGGGUGGGGAGUGCGGGAGCUUAGAUAUUGAAGCAGAUGAGUAAGACAUAAUGGAUGGUAUUUUCACAGAGAUACCUGGACGAGAGGGGGUGGUACACUUUUGGAGAGAGUUGCAGACUUGUUCAAUGAGAUAAUGGGGACUGACUCAAAAUGAUUUACCACAGGCAAGCAUUUGAAGCAGAAAUUUUAAAGAGAUUCUUAUUUUUUAGGGCUGGGUUCGUUGAUGAUCUGACAUAUUUUCAGUAAAGCUUAUACUGGGACUUGACACGACGAAGAUUAGGUUGGUAGCCCAUCUUAAAUGGCUGUUUAUGUGAUUGGAUUUUUCCAGGCUGACCAUAAAUAGACAGCAUAAUACAUUCUCUAUGCGCAUGAUUUUUCUCCUUAAGCUUUUUGCAUGCUAUGGUUUUUUAGAUAAACUAAGCUUUUACCAGCCUGAGUUAAAAAGAUGUUCUAACUUUUUUGAACCUGUGCUCUAAUUAAUUCCCAUCAUUCUUUUCCACACAUUUGUACAGAGAGGCUAGACCAAGAUACUGGUGGAAUCCUCACAACGAUUUGUAAUCAUUCUUUCCACUGUUCUUGUAUAUCGAAUUGGACAGAUUCUUCUUGUCCGGUAAGCGUUUCUGUAGCUCUGAAGUGUUUUUUGCAGUUUCCAUUUUGUGAGGUCUGCUGUGAUAGUUGUCCUAGUUUUGACUGGGUUGGCAUAAACGAAGACAGUUUGUGUUGAAUAGAGCUCAGGGAUAAAGAAUGAAAAGAAUAUUCGCCACUGUACGCUCAUAGUUGAAGGAUUCCCAGGAAAGGAAAACACAUUUUUUCUUUGGGCCCACAAAGAAAUGAUCCCCGGGAAAGGAUGAGCGGCUGCAUUGAUCCUCUACAAAGUUACAAACCAAACUGUCGAAGAAAGCAAGAUGUUGGACGGAAAAAAAGGCUAAAAGUUUCUUAACUGAAUAAAAAAUUGAAAAUUCUGUAGUUUAUUUGUACUAAAACAGAGUUUUUAGCUGAGAGCCUAGGUCUUUGGCGAUGAGAGACUGAAUAAUUAAGAGGGAGAUCUAAUCAAGAUGACAGAUGCUUCGUCGACCUGCUUUCACUUGGUUUUAUUCCACUCAUUGUAUCAAGAUGACUGGUGUUCUUCUGUGGAUUGUUGACGAUUAUAGAUUCUCUUUCUGACGUGGAUCAACUUUUUUUUUUUGCAAUUAGCUUGUGAUCAGUCAAGUUUUUCCAUGGGAUACUAAUCAGAAGUCCAAACGCUUUGGAUUUUGGCCUCAAAAACUGUUUUAACUAUGAAAUAAAUGAUUGACCUUAUUUUGGAAGUUCUGGAUUACUACUUGUGCCUCAAAGAAAUGGCUCAUUUCAAGUCUCUGAUAUGAACUGUAUGAUUUUGUGUGCUGUUUCUCCAGAUUUAGAGUCUGGAUGAAGGAUCUAGGUUUAAAGAUGACCAAGGUCGUGGCCUUUUGCCUUACUAACUUGGCAAGCGGUGGGGCACUUGGGUGAUGCUUUUUCUAAUAAUAUGUUUUUUUAAAUUUUAUGUGCACGUAAAAAAUUCUGAAAACUGAUAAUCACAGACGUUGUAGAUAAAUUAUAAUUUAUUCAUUAAAUAAUAACAUUAGAAAUAAAAGACGUCAUUUAGCUGAAUGAGGCUGUGAAUGGCGUUCGUAUCACAUGUUUUAGUGAGUGGAACAAGUAUUCUUGUUGACUUGAAAACUAUGGUGAGUGGGGCCCAAAACAGUGUUGACAGUCUACUGCCUUAUCUUCUUCUUCCCUGUUAUUUCUGUCAGUUCACAACUGUUCAUGUUUUAUGAGGAAUGUUUUCUGCAGCUUUCUGAUUCGCCACCUUCAGGUUUGCAGGUACUGCCAACAACAGCCAGAAAAGUCUACUUGCUCGGUCUGUGAGACCACUGAAAAUCUUUGGAUGUGUGUUACCUGUGGCUUUGUUGGAUGUGGAAGGUAGUCCCAUGCUUGUUUGCCCUGUUCUUUCUCUCUACGGAGACGAGUCAGCAGUCUUCAUUGGCUUGUACCUUACUUCACAGGUACAGAGAGGGCCAUGCGAUCAAGCAUUGGAAAGAAACACAGCACUGUUACUCACUCGAGCUUGAGACGCAGAGAGUCUGGGAUUAUGUCGGGGACAAUUAUGUCCAUCGAUUAAUCCAGUCAAAGACCGACGGGAAGCUGGUGGAGUUCGACUGCGGACAUGUGGCCGAUACAUGUGAGAUUUGUGAAGGCGGCGCUGACUCUGAAGCUCUUUUCAGCAGUAAAAUAGAAGCUGUACGCAUUCUUCGUAUAGUCCGCUAUAUUUCAUAUCUAACUAGUUCCAUUCAUACUCACUGACCUCUCUGCCUGUUGAAGAUCUUUGAGGAAUACAACCUGCUUCUCACCACUCAACUGGAGAACCAGAGAAAAGUAUGAUCCUGUUCAUCUUUCUCCAUGGUUUUCCCCUCUAGAUAAAUAGUCAACUGUUGAGCUUUUCAUGGAGAUUCACGCGUACUAACGCCAUGAAAAUUCAUGGCAGUAUUUUGAAUCAGUACUUCUGGAAGUCCGCCAGGAAACUGAGAAGGAGAUCUCUGAAUCCAUUGAUAAAGCUCUGAAUCAUAAGCUGCAGAAAGUGCAGAUCAAGCUGGAUAGAUGCGCGCAAGAGAAGUUAUUUCUUGACGAGGUUGGUGCUGGUUUAGUUUCUCUUCUGGUCUUCUUCUUCAGAUCGAUCCCAGAUCAUAUUUUCGUCUGCAAUUAUUCAGAAAUUCAUGCGCGCGAUCUAAUAUGAUUGCGAUCAUAAUUUAAUUUCUCUGGAUGUGAAAUUGCCAGGUUGAAUCCCUUCUUUGCGAUGCACCUCUUCUGCUGCUGUUUUGAAAUGACGAACUGUCUCGAUUAGAUUGAACCGACCCAUUAAUCUGAAAUUCUGUCGAGAAAUCCGUUGACAUGUUUUUGGAUGUCAACGAGUUGGUUUUCUGUCCUCUCGUUUAGCUCUUUGGGGAAUAUAUGGGGUUUGGCCUCCAUCGAUCUUUUGAAAUCGUUCAUUUCAUUUUUUCUUUGUAGAUCAACGAGAAUCUGGUGAAAAACCAGGAGGUGUGGAAAGCGAGGAUUCUGGAAGCCGAAGAGAGGUACACGCCCACGCCCUCAGGAUAUUAAUCUAUUGAUAUUUCCUCGUUGACAUUGGGGCUGAGGGUCAUCAUCAGUAGAGACUUUGACUGGGGAACAUCCGUCAAAGUCAACAUUACCCAUCAGAGCACCAUGACUGGUUUCGACGGGCAUAGCAUGCCUGACAUCAUCGUCGAAACCGCAUCCAUUAGGGGGGUCGGUAUGACUCGUCACCAGCCUCUCUCUCCUAGCACCCGGAGAAGAUCGUUGAAUUUUGCCGAGUUAGGGGGUAGUUGCAGAUGCCAAGCAGAAACAAUUCCGUUCUUGGCAAUUCCCUGAGAUCUAGUGAGCCCUCCGUGCCAUUUUAAAACUUUCUUUAUGGCUUCGUGACGGGCUCGGUUGAGUAGUCAAAGAAUCUGAAGAGUUGACUUUCAGCUCGUAUGUUCAUUCGCUGGUAAGAUUUCUCAGAGUCCCUCCACUGACGGCGCGGACUGAUCGAUUCCUCUCAGGGAGCAAGCAGCCGUGAGGUCCAGGGAGCAGAGGAUACGCGACCUGGAGGAGCAGGUAACUCUCUCCUUCGUCCUCUCCAUUUUCGCCGUCCCACCGAGCCAUCGCUGAUGCCGGUCUCUAGUGGGCCGGCCCAUCUUCAUCUUCAUAGCCUCUUCUUAUACAGCACUGGGAUGACGUGCGAAUGUGGGCCCCAUCUCACAUUUGAUGUACCUCCGCAGCUCGAGGGCCUGCUGGCGCGCGUGGAGGCGGCGGAAGGCCCGGUCGAGUCGUCCGACGGCACGAGAUCGUGAGUAGUAACGAAGAGACGGUGGGGCCCAUAGCCGUCAGAGGGCCAGAGGAAGAAAAUCUUUAAAUUAACCGGCAUCAUCGGCUGUUGUGUUGGAUAGAAGAAAGCCCCCCUCCCCCCUCCGUUAGAGCGUGCCAGUCCGAGACCCUUCGAUAAGCCUUCUCAGCGUCGGGAAGCGGGCGCCCCACCGUAGGUAACCUAUAAAUAGAAAUAUAGAGAAAAAUGGGCCACAUUCCAAAAAGAGGCGGAUGAGAGAGAGAGAGAGAGAGAGAGAGAGAGGCGGACCAGAGGAGACGAUUUGGUGGAGGUCCUGGUGAUUGUUGACGUCAUCACCUCCGAGCUGGCACGGGGAAAAGGAUGACCUGGGGUGAGUCGACGUGGACAUCGUCGCCGAUAAGAGAGGGAAGAGUUGCAAGCAGGGGAGGGGUGUUGGGACCUGCGUGGAUGGGCUCAAGCUUCUAGCGACUAGUUGGGAAAGCCGUUCGAGCGAAGCACGAUCGACGUGGCGCUGAGCCAGGAGGGCUUCCUCGGACGUCAAGUCGAGAACCAGCGAGCAGAUGCUCGACGCCAUCAUUACGACGGAUCCGUCCUCGUUGUUCGCCUCUACAUCAGACGCACAUAAAAAUAAUUACUUCGAGGGCAUAUAAAUAGUAAUCGAUAUGAAUUCCCAGCACUGUGAAAAUAAUUCUAAAAAAAAAAUUUAAUUAUAUUCUCCCGGGCCGUGUUGGCCCGAGUCGCCUCCAAAUUGGAUUUACGUCGUAGAGCAAGCCAAAUUAAAUUAGCUAAGCCCAACGAACUACAUAGCUUCCGGUGUAAUGAAAUCACUGUUCUCAUUGCCCAUAAUUUUCUGGUGUUCUGAAAGUGAAAACUGAUAAUCAGUGUUAUACUACGCGGAGAAAAGUAAUAACCCAGAUUUUCAUGGAAGCCAUCAGCAAGAUAGAUAGAUAGAUAGAGAGAGAUAGAUGGAGAGACAGAGAGAGAGAGAGAGAGAGAGAGAGAGAGAGAGAAGGGCUGUAGUGCUGGAGAGAAUUAAAGAUCAGGGACGAAGCUGGGAUGGAGGAGAUUUUCCAGAGGGUCGGCUCUCCUGAGAUGAAUCAAAAUGAGGGGAGAGGGAAGGGCGGACUAAUAGAAUCUAUGUAG